Molecule: messenger RNA, 1599 nt
Organism: Ectocarpus sp. CCAP 1310/34
Lineage: Eukaryota; Phaeophyceae; Ectocarpales; Ectocarpaceae
Source: the annotation of a GenBank genome assembly
AUGAUUACGGUAUUCGCCAGCAUCUGCGAACUCGAGGACGCAAGCGAGUCCGCUUGGCCGCUAUUGACCUUCAGGGGCUGGAUUCCCACGGACAACGACAAGGGGCUGGAUUCCCACGGACAACGACAAGGAUGGCACGUGGACGGGCAUGUCGACGAAUACGCGAAGCUUUUGGCGACCAUAUUCUUCUACAAGGAUGAAGCGGCGUUUGGCACUGCUCAUUUGACUCCAGCCCAGCUGAUCGAAAGCAUUGACGGCGACGUCGAGGGCUACGUGAACGUGAUCCGCUACUCCAUCCUCCAACUCCCGAAGAAGAAGACGACAGCCACCUGUCCAUCUUUUUUUUCCUUGCGCAAGCAGAGAGAACGAGGUAACGCCAUCUUCCGGUACUGGAAGAAUGGCCUGAGGGAGACCAUGCCGGCGACAGAGUUUGCCGGCAAAGGAUGGAGCGUCGACUCACGAGGAAAGGGGAGCGACGGCGACGAGCUCACAAAGGAGAACUGCGUGCUUGACCUGUCCGAGUAUGCUUUCAUCGCCCCUGACCGAAAGACAGCCACGCUUGCGUGUGGUUGCAAUCCGGACACGGCCCUUUGCAACAGUGUUGCCAAUGCCAUGGCACUCUUUGCCGCCUCUAUGAGGCAGCAGGAAUCGCAUGGAGCGGACGACGUGAAGGCGGGGACUCCCGAGUCGCCUGCGAGCAAGGAUGUUUCCGCCGGCGAGGCCGCGGAAUCUAAGAGCGCAGAGUUAAAGGACCCCGAGUCGGACGAGAACGGCGACGGUUCGGUCGGCGCACUCGACGAUUUGAUCAAGUUAGAUUCGAGCGAAUCUAGCUCCAGCGAUGGGGAACCUGACGGGGUGAGCGAGAAGAGCGUCGACUCCAACUGGAGUGACGGAGACACAGAUGAUGGUGUUGCGGAUCUCGUAACCGACGCCUGGAACUGAGAUCUGGCUGCUUCUUCAGGCAGGUACAUAUAUCGUUCCUUGGGAUUGGGAUUGGGGAUGUCUUGCCCGGCAUUAUUGCACGUCAGAUCUCGACGUCGUACCGAAAGACCGUGUGGUCUGAUUGAUUCUAACUCCAUGUUUCAAUGACAUAUUUCGCACGUCUUUGUUGGUGGUUGAACAGGUCCGUCGGUGCUUCACUUCCGUCGGAUGCAUCCGUCCACGAAAUACGACGACCCCGGGGUACGAGAUAUCAGACGGACGAACAGCGCGCGCGUUUUCUCCCCUGUAUUUCCCUACCCAAUUGCACAGGGAGGUGGACGGGGGGGGUUAUUUUUCGGCCGCGCUGGGUGUCCGUUGUUUAUUGGCAUCGUAUUUUGUUAGUCGCAAAUUGCCUGAAAGGUACGGAAGUGCUAUGUGCGUUCCGGGCCUGCCUGUGUCGUUUGUUUCUGACUGUAAAUAAGGUGUUUGUUGUUUCCUUCAGUUCGGGCAUGAUGUUGAUAGGUGUGGCCAACCCGGGGGGGGCAGUCUUGUGUGCGGUGUUCGUGUGCAAGUAUUUCCUUGCGUUUUCGGCACACCCAAUGCUCAGUGCGUACAAUGUAUUCGUAUGCUUUGAGCAAAAAUACUUCAACAAUUAUAAUGUUUUAAAUCUAUUAAUAG